This is a messenger RNA of Sphaerodactylus townsendi, 1958 nucleotides long. It is a transcript of the gene NT5E, whose product is annotated as 5'-nucleotidase ecto. The transcript has 9 exons. Gene Ontology annotation, cellular component: plasma membrane. Gene Ontology annotation, molecular function: 5'-nucleotidase activity. NCBI's taxonomy places the organism in Eukaryota, Metazoa, Chordata, Lepidosauria, Squamata, Sphaerodactylidae. Gene Ontology annotation, biological process: AMP catabolic process. The record is from RefSeq and is a predicted model, not a curated record. Bases 1 to 1503 code for a protein of 500 amino acids.
AUGCUUAAUCAAAUACAGUACUUCUUCAGUAGUGAGGAAGACAUGGCAUUUUACCUGCACAGUGACAUAUUCCUCAGUCUUAAACACCCCAAUGAACAUGAUAGCAUUUUGUUCCAAGCAUUGGGAAACCAUGAAUUUGAUAACGGUGUGGAUGGAUUAUUGGACCCACUUCUAAAACAUGUUAAUUUUCCUAUUUUAAGUGCAAAUAUUAAAGCAAGCAAGAAUUUGGCAAAUAACAUUACAGGGCAUUUCUUUCCUUAUACAAUAUUAAAUGUUGGCUCAGAAAAAGUAGGAAUUGUUGGCUAUACCACAAAGGAGACACCUGUUCUUUCAAAUCCAGGACAGGAUUUGUUUUUUGAAGAUGAAAUCGUGGCAUUGCAGGCACAAGUGGACAAACUUACUACUUUGGGAAUAAAAAAAAUACUUGUGCUGGGUCACUCAGGUUUUGCUGUGGACAAAAGCAUUGCUCAAAAAGUGAAAAAUGUGGAUGUUGUGAUUGGGGGGCAUACAAACACAUUUCUCUAUACAGGCACUCCACCUUCAAAUGAUGUACCAGCUGGCAAAUACCCAUUCAUGGUGCAAUCUAAUCAUGGCCCUACAGUACCUGUUGUGCAAGCUUACGCUUUUGGAAAAUACCUUGGUUAUUUGAAAGUUAAAUUUGAUGAUGAAGGAAAUGUGAUCAGUGCAUCAGGAAAUCCAAUCCUACUCGACAGCAGUAUCCCUGAAGAUCCAGAGGUGAAGGCCCAAGUUGACACUAUGAGGCUUAAACUGAAUGAAUUUUCUUCCCAGGAGAUAGGGAAAACCAUUGUGUACCUGAAUGGUACAAGUGAAGCAUGCCGUCUCCAAGAAUGCAAUAUGGGAAAUAUGAUUUGUGAUGCUGUGGUUUACAAUAAUCUUAGACAUCCUGAUGAUAAUCAGUGGAAUCAUGUUUCGAUGUGCAUCACAAAUGGUGGUGGAAUACGAUCACCCAUUGACGAACGAAGCAAUAAUGGUACUAUUACUUUGGAAGAAUUGCUAGCUGUAUUGCCCUUUGGAGGCACUUUUGAUUUGCUACAAAUCAGAGGUGCUGCUCUGAAAAAAGCAUUUGAGCACAGUGUUCAUCGACAUGGGCAACGAACAGGCGAGCUGCUACAGGUUUCUGGCAUACAGGUGGAAUAUGAUCUCUCCCGAAGACCAGGAAGCAGAGUGGUCAGUCUAGAGGUUCUUUGUACAGAGUGUAGAGUACCAGUCUACGUGCCACUCCAGAGGAACAAGAAAUACAAAGUACUGCUGCCUUCUUUCCUCGCAGGGGGAGGAGAUGGAUAUUACAUGUUAAAAGGAGGCUCAAAUAACCAUAGUAGUGGUGACCUUGAUGUUGCAGUUGUUUCCAACUACAUUACUAGAAUGGGAAGGGUAUUUCCAGCAGUUGAAGGUCGUAUAAAAUUUUCUGCGGGAAUUGUAUUCCAAGGACAGUAUAGUCUUGUUUUCGGAUUAUCUGUUGUACUUCUGAGCUUCGUUCUUUAAUUUUUCACUUGCUUUUGGGAUUCCGACUGAAAUUUUUCUAUCUGCAGAAGCUGGUUAACAUUUUAACACAACCCAAGGAUUCAGCUGAUUUAAAAAUAGAGGGGCCAAUAUGUAAAUUGUAAAUAGUACUAGAGUAUCACUGAAAGAGAUGUUUUAUAGUUUAAUAUAUCUGUGGGUAUUGUAUUUGGACCAUCUUAUACUACUGUAUGUAACUGAUAAAUGUAUGCCUUUGUCUUCUAAAGUAAAUGUGUAUAAAUAUUGUAUGGAUUUUCUUCUCGAUUCUAACAGGAACAAAUUAUGAAAUGUUACCAAAGCCAAAUAUUUGUAUUAAGUGCCUUCUAAUGAAAAAAGGAAGCUACUUGUAAUUUAUUUAUUUAAAAGAUUUAUAAGCUGCUUUUCUAUCUUCUGGAACUCAAAAUGACUUACAAUGUAAAUAAAAACUAUUAUUAAAAAUU